AUGAAGACCAAAGUGCACCACCAAAACAAUUUCACGCGGAUCAUUACUCUACCCGUUAGGGUUUUCAACAAAGUCGUGGAUUUCUACGUGAAAAGCAUAACAAAUUGUGGUUCAAGAGUCAGUUAUGGCAGUGUCAUGGGAGUCCCUGGUGGACAUAUGUACACCUUGCCGAGAAGCUUCAGUGUCAGCUCUUCGCUGUCCAACGAUAGUGAGGAUUUCAGAGAGCUCAUUAGGGUUGCCUCCGUUAAGAGUUUGGGCAAUAGGGUUAACAUGGAUUUGUAUAUGCAGCAAGAACAGAAGAGUCAGUCUCAGACAACCUUGAUAGGAUCAAGAGGGAUGCCUAGAAGUUGUAGUGUUGGAAUGGGUAGGAUUGAUGAAGACAAGCCUUGUGUUUUUGGAGAAGACAACUUUAAUCUCAAUACAGAAUUGAUGUUCCCAAGGAGCAGAAGCUAUGCCGUUGCAAGGAGAAAUGUGGCCUUUUGA
Molecule: messenger RNA, 483 nt
Organism: Ilex paraguariensis (yerba mate)
Lineage: Eukaryota; Viridiplantae; Streptophyta; Magnoliopsida; Aquifoliales; Aquifoliaceae
Source: the annotation of a GenBank genome assembly